AAAUCAGUCAGUGUAUGUAAAAUAAUUGUUUUGUAAUUGUAGUGCCUGCAUUAUGAUAAAUGCUAUGGAAUGGAAUAUCAUUGAGCUCUAGAAUACAAGUAGUGCUGUGUUGGGUACGCAGCUUCUCCCUGUCAUGGCGAAUCAAGUCUGUGGAGAAAUCGCUGGAGCUUCACCGGCUGGUCCCGAUCCUUGCUUGCAGCCGUUCGUCACUCAGUGCAAGGUUUGCCAUGUGCUGGUCAGUGACAGUGUCUCCUUUCAGACUUUGUAUGCUGCAAAGGACAACUCUGAUAUCCAGCUACUGUGCUUUUCAGAUUGUCACGAGAAGGUGUGUGUAGAUCGUGAUGAUCUGAAGCUGGGUGUGGAUGGCUUUGAUCUCGGGUGUGCGUACUUCUUGAUGAAAUGCACCGGUUGUGGUACAGCACUUGGGAAACACUACUUCACCACGCCGCCUUACCUGGACUUUCUAAGGACUCGCUACUGUUUCUUUCAGCAAGCCGUAUCAACGACAGUGUUGGGGCACUAUGGCCACGACGAUUUUCCUGAUGUCCUCAAAGAUGUGAAUCCGUGUAACAACUGCCAUCGUAUGUACGGGGACCUCAAGAAUCAAGUGGACCACCUCUUGGCCGUUGUCAACGAGGUAUUUACUGCCUUUGAUGAGAACAAGACGGCAAGCCAAGAGCAGAGUAUGGAUGUGUCACAGUGUACGACGGCAACGGCUGCGGGGAUGGCUCUUGCUCCCGUGGCAACGUGCGCACCGUCAGCCCGUGCCCCUCCUACGACCACACCACUGCAGCCUUCGCAAACGUUUUCGGCGGGCGCGUCUCUGCUUCCUGCACAAGCCGACGCGAUCUCAUCCGGUCAGUGCGACGCUGCCACGCGAGAUGACACGAUCACGUCCUUGCCGCGUGGUGCGGCGGCGGCGCAGGCUGGUAAAGCCUGCGUUCAACCCGUUUAUCUGCCCGCUGCUGGCAGCUCACAAACCUCCCUGCAUCGUUCCUAGACAGAAUUAACAGUUUAUCAAUACUUCCAGUACAUGAAAUCUAUGAACGUUCGUUGCAAUAGUAAAGCAUUUUAUCGCAGUGCAAUUUUAUCCGUCAGUAGACCACCGCCAUGUUAGGGAGUAUUCUUUUCGUUCUCACGCCACCAAACUCAUGUAAUUUGUUUUGGUCCGUUUUUAAAUCUGUUUUCUAAUUUUUAACCAGCAACGUAAGUUAGAACUUGAUCACUGCUGUUAUGAGUUGAGUGGAUUCUGCUACAAAGAGUUUACCAGUAUUUGCAUCCUCCAGAUGUAGUCUUGUA
Molecule: messenger RNA, 1299 nt
Organism: Sycon ciliatum
Lineage: Eukaryota; Metazoa; Porifera; Calcarea; Leucosolenida; Sycettidae
Exons: 6
Coding region: 134-1000 (288 amino acids)
Biological process (GO): CENP-A containing chromatin assembly; chromosome segregation
Cellular component (GO): chromosome, centromeric region; chromatin; nucleus
Source: RefSeq, a predicted model, not a curated record